This is a messenger RNA of Cheilinus undulatus (humphead wrasse), 2619 nucleotides long. RefSeq names its product microtubule-associated protein tau b (gene maptb). Gene Ontology annotation, molecular function: microtubule binding. NCBI's taxonomy places the organism in Eukaryota, Metazoa, Chordata, Actinopteri, Labriformes, Labridae. The transcript has 10 exons. Gene Ontology annotation, cellular component: neuron projection. The record is from RefSeq and is a predicted model, not a curated record. The coding region runs from base 1 to 951 and encodes 316 amino acids. Gene Ontology annotation, biological process: neuron projection development; microtubule cytoskeleton organization.
AUGACUGUUCAGUGCGCAGGUGCAGCAGGUUACCAUGGUAAUAGCCGGCUGGUCUCCCAGCAUGCAGCGGGGGCAGCAGAGCGCCCCCUCCUCAGAGACGGCAUCAGUUGGAAGUGCAGCAGGGUGGAGCAGCAGACGGACGGACACCAGCCAGGAGUCGGAGUUAUGAUGGAUGGAUCUUCGGCCCCCGUUAAAGGAGGUCCGGCCCCUGCAGACCAGAGCAUGUCUGGAGAUAAGGCGGCAAAGGGAACAACCGAAGAUGGCGUGAAGGCCUCCAAGACAGCAGGGGGAGCCAGAGCAGCUAAGAUCAUCUCAGCUAAGAGUACAGAGUCCGUGGACGGUGGAGGAAGUCCAGGAAGUCGCUCUCCCGCCAGCAGAUCCUCCACGCCAAACAGAGAUGUCAAGAAGGUGGCAGUGGUCAGAACCCCUCCCAGGUCGCCAGGCUCUGCUCGUGGACGCACACCCCCCCUACCCUCCCACCCAAUGCCUGACCUUAGCAACGUGAAGUCAAAGGUCGGAUCUACCGAGAAUCUCAGACACACACCUGGAGGGGGCAAGGUUCACAUUGUCAAUAAGAAGAUUGAUGUGAGUACCGUAACGUCAAAGUGUGGCUCCAAAGACAACAUCCGCCACAAACCAGGUGGAGGAAAAGUGGAGAUAAAGUCAGAGAAGGUGGAUAUUAAAGGAGUCCAGUCUAAAGUUGGAUCGUUGGAUAACGUCACUCACGUUCCGGGUGGAGGAAAGAAGAAGAUUGAGAGUCAGAAGUUGACCUUCAGAGAGAAUGCCAAGGCUCGUACCGACCACGGUGCUGACAUCAUUGUCCAACCUGACUCUUCCCCUCAUCGCCUUAGCAACACUUCCUCCCCUGGAAGCCUUAAUGCUGCUGAAGCUCCGCCUCUCAAUGACCUGGCCGACCAGGUGUCUGCCUCCCUCGCCAAGCAAGGCCUGUGAUUUGAUAACCCUGUACCUACAGACCCCGCCCCCUAAUGUUACCAAGGAAACACCCUGAUGGAAGAAAGAAAAAAAAACAUGAUUCUGCCUUUUUUAUCACAACCAUCAGCUGAUGUCACACCAACAAAUCAGAGGUUUUAUGAAGACAAAACGAUACUUCCUGAUCACAGCCAAUCAGAGCACAGCCAAUGAACGCUCACAGCCAAUCACAGCCCAUCCAAUUUUCUUCAAUAAACUACAGUGUUCAGACAACAGGUGAGCAGUGUUUGCACCAACAAAGAAGAAUACUGUCCACAUAUUUCAGAGUCAGUGUAGACAGUAUCGAUCUGCAUCCAGGAAAGAUGCUAGGCUAGUUACUUCUCCCUGCUUCUAGACUUAAAGUUAAGCUAGGAUAGGCUAGCUAUUUCUCCCUGCUUGUAGGCUUAAUGCUAAGCUAGGCUAGGCUAGUUGUUUCUCCAUGCUUCUAGGCUUAAUGUUAAGCAAAGCUAGGCUAGGCUAGUUAUUUCUCCCUGCUUGUAGGCUUAAUGCUAAACUGGUAAAUUAAGUGAGUAACUACUAGCCAUGCUAAUGAGGACUAAACUGGCCUCUCUAGUCAGACAAACCAAGUAAGUUUCAAUGUUUUCAAGGGACUUGACUUGAUUCCAGGUAAAGUAUAAAGGGUUGAGGGUCCUUCAGAAGAAUAAACUUUCCUUGAGGAGUAGCUUAGGAUCCCCAACAAGCUCUAGAAGGGUCUGACUGAUGUAAAUACUGCUCAACUUCCUGCUGACAACCAAUCACUUCAUGGAAAACAAGCCUGGUCUAACCAAUCAAGAAGCAGGCUUUCUCUAGGACUCACCGAGAGGCUUUGAAACUGUCUGGAGUUUAUUUCGGAAAAUCUGCUCUUUCACAUUUAAAACCUUUGAACAUGAUAAUCCUAAAAACAGAGGAAACCAGCGUCAACGAGCAGGUUAGCUUCAUAAAACCUCUCCAAGUAAAUCACUGUCACUCAACUGGAUUUCUAUGAUUAUGAAUGUCAUAUCUCACCAUCAUACCCAUCCCUAUCAAUAAUAUUUGUUUCAGCAAUGCCUAUUCCUAUCGUAAAUUUCAUUUGUGCUGGUGAUACCCAUCCUUAUCAUGAAAGGCUUUUUGUUCAGGUGAUACCCAUCCUUAUCAUGAAAGGCUUUUUGUUCAGGUGAUACCCAUCCUUAUCAUGAAAGGCUUUUUGUCCAGGUGAUACCCAUCCUUAUCAUGAAAGGCUUUUUGUCCAGGUGAUACCCAUCCCUAUCAUGAAUGAUGUUUGUCCAGGUGAUACCCAUCCCUAUCAUGAAUGGCUUUAUGUCCACGUGAUACCCAUCCCUAUCAUUGAAAACACGCAGACAGAAGUUUGAUUCCAGGUGCCAAAUCCACAUCGUCUGUCUCUAUGCUUGUCGGCUGUCAAAGUGCUUUGUAUGAAUAAAGUUUCUCUUGAAUGGGACAGAUUUGUUGACAAAUAAAGAUGAAUUUGAGUCGAGAGUGUUUCAUGGUUCCUGUUUAUAGAAAAACAUGCGGGGAGAUGAAGAGCAAAUGUAUUAUUUCUGGGGGUUUUUUAGAAUGAAGGACAGAUAUUUUUUUUUUCCAAUGAUGGAAGUACCCUGUAUGAAGUACUGCGCCCCCUGGUGGAGUUUAAAUGAUGGUUUUAUUUAUUAAGGG